AUCAUACAUAAAUUAAAUUAUGUUAAACUGAUAAAAAAUAAAUCUUCAGUACUUAUGAAUAUCAGUACUUCAUAUAUAAUCAGAUAUUCUUAAGAAAUAUCGCGAGUUGGUGAUGAAAUUGAAAAUUUAUAUGGAAAAUAUGAGUUUCCAGGCAAUUAUACUCUUGUUGCAGGCUUUAUUAUGUGUGACUUCUGCGGAAAUUAUAGUGAAGAUCCCGAAUGGAGAACUCAUGGGUCGGAAAGAAUAUUCUUUGAGAGGCAUAUCAUUUUAUGCUUUUCAACAAAUACCCUUCGCAAAGCCACCAAUAGGAAAUCUCCGUUUUGCGGACCCACAACCAGCUGAAAAAUGGGAAGGUGUUUUAGAUGCAACAAAAAAUGAUAGAAUGUGCUAUCAACAAUCUGACUUAUUUCAUGUGAAUCUUACGGCACUCCAAAAUGAAGAUUGUCUCUAUUUGAAUGUAUAUACCCCAAGAGAUCCAACAACAAAUGCAGCACUUCCAGUGAUGUUCUACAUCUAUGGUGGCGGAUUCGUAAACGGAGCUGCAAAUUUUGAUUUUUUUGGGCCGCAUUAUCUAAUGGAAAAUGAUGUAAUUGUUGUGACAACCAAUUAUAGAGUUGGACCGUUUGGAUUUUUAUCUACUGGUGAUGAAACGAUUACUGGAAACUUUGGACUUAAAGACCAAAAAUUAGCCUUGGAAUGGGUAAGGGACAAUAUCAAAUAUUUCGGUGGGGAUCCAGAAAAAGUUACUAUAUUUGGACAAAGUGCUGGAGCAGCAUCAGUAGCUUACCUUCUGAUGAAUCCGGAACUAAAUGGUUUAUUUAGAGCCGCAAUAGCUCAAAGUGGAUCCUCGUUAUGUCCUUGGUCGUACCAGAGAGAAUAUAGGAAUAUGGCGUACAAUUUAGCUAAAGGAAUUGAUAGUAGCUUUAGCAAUGAAAGUAGCUCUCAAGAAUUAUUGGAUUUUUUGAGGAGUAAGGAUGCCAAUAAUAUAAAUACAGUUGCAGCUAGUUUCAAACAAACAUAUGGCAAUGAACAAAUUAUUCAAGGAUUUUGGUUCACUCCAGUCAUUGAACCUAACCACGAGAAUGCAUUUAUUAUAGAAAAUCAAUAUAGCGCUUUAGAAAGUGGGCAUAUGAAUCGAGUUCCUCUCAUGAUUGGAAUAACGUCUGAAGAAGCGAUUGCCAGAGCUGCAGCAUCAAAUUUUAUAUCUACUGUGCAUUCGUAUGAAAACGACAUAACUAGAUUGGUUAACAAAAAUAUGCAUUUAACGGAUCCAGCUAUUAAAAAAGAAGCAGGGGAGGAAAUCCGAAGGAUAUACACAGAUGGAUUGUUACAAGAUAAUCCAGGAAAAGCGGUUAAUUAUUUUAGUGAUAUGGAAUUUACUAGAAGUGUAAUUACUCAUGCAAAAUUACAAGCACAAUUCAGUGAUGUGUACUUUUAUCAAUUCUCUUAUCACGGAGCAAUGGGAGGCAAUAGACCAAACAUAGAGGGUGCCUACAAAGUAGGACACUCAGAAGAUAGCCACUAUUUAUGGGCAGUUGCUAAUCAUACCUACUUAAACAAUUAUUCCGCAUUGGAUGUGGCUACUAGUGAUAGAUACAGAUUAUUAUUUACAAAUUUUGCUAAAUACUUAAAUCCAACUCCUGAAGCAGUUCCACUUCUAAACAACAUUAUAUGGCCAAAAGUUAAAGCAGACGAAUUUGUUUAUUUGGACAUUAAUGAAACUCUAACAUUACAAAGCAAUCCCAAAGUACAGACUUAUGAAAAUUGGGUUGCUCUUUAUGAGAAAUACGCUGUGAAACCUUAUGAUACAUUUUAGAUUUGUAACAAUAAAUUAUUGAAGUACUAAA
Messenger RNA from Diorhabda sublineata, 1847 nucleotides. RefSeq names its product juvenile hormone esterase-like. The record is from RefSeq and is a predicted model, not a curated record. NCBI's taxonomy places the organism in Eukaryota, Metazoa, Arthropoda, Insecta, Coleoptera, Chrysomelidae. The coding region runs from base 113 to 1816 and encodes 567 amino acids. The transcript is spliced from 11 exons.